Molecule: messenger RNA, 1914 nt
Organism: Babesia ovata
Lineage: Eukaryota; Apicomplexa; Aconoidasida; Piroplasmida; Babesiidae
Product: U3 small nucleolar RNA-associated 15 homolog
Exons: 2
Coding region: 1-1914 (637 amino acids)
Biological process (GO): positive regulation of transcription by RNA polymerase I; rRNA processing
Cellular component (GO): nucleolus
Molecular function (GO): protein binding
Source: RefSeq, a predicted model, not a curated record
AUGGGAUCGUACGUCAGAUUAUCCAAGGUUGAGGAUCUUAGGGAGGGGGACCGUGAGCCGUACCAACGCGACAGGCGCGUCAAACGCUACUUCAGUGCCACCAAAGUAGUUGGAUCGGGGAAGGAAACUGCUCCCGUGACCCAUAUCGCGUUCUCGCCGGAAGGAAGUAUAGUAUCCGUAUGCGCCGGAACCAAGGUUAUCUUCUAUGACUACGCUCAACAGAAGGUCAUCCACACCUUCAACGACUCGAAAGAUUUCGUCAGAUGCUGCGCCUUCCGUGGAGACGGAAAGGUUGCUGCCGUAUCAGAUGACGGCGGAUGGGUGCAUCUCAUUGCAUUAGGGCUCAAAUCUAACCUCAAGAGAUGGCGUGCACACGAAACACCGUGUUACGCGCUCCACUUCUCCUGCACGAAGUUGCGGCUCAUGACGGGAGGGGAUGAUGGCGUCGCCAAGCUGUGGGAUACCGUCACGGGCGAAUUGGUGCAGCAAUUCAGCUUCCAUUCGGACAAGAUUAGGACUCUCAGCGACUUUUGUGGUUCAGAACACCUCUGGGUCACCGGCGGUUACGAUUCGGUGGCGUACCUGUUUGACAUCAGAGACAACACGAGACCUGCCGCCAAGGUACUCCAUGGGGCACCCAUAGAGUUUGUGGAGCUGUCAACUGCGAAUAACCUACUGCUCACUGCAGGCAAAAACAUUGUAAAACUCUGGGACAUAUCCCAUGGACUCCAGCUCACGUACUCGUUCGAGCCGCAUCAAAGGACUGUUACAAGGGCCUUCAUGAGGGAACCGAUCAUAACUGCCUCUCUAGACGCCACCAUCCGCUUCUUCAACUAUUCGUCGGUUUACCAGAGUGACUUCAACGCUUCAGACGAAAGAUAUCUAGCGGCGCUGCGUGGUGAAGACUUUGAGGACAGACGUAGAGCCCAAUCGUUGACUGCAAGGUCGACGUGCUUUGACUCGGAAGAUGAGGACGCGGACCGAGAAAGCGGUGAAAGGCGGGACGAACUCCGGUCGGACGAUGAUGAUGAGCCGCUUAGUCCCGCAGCGGAAAGGAGCAAAAGGAGCGCAGAUGUCUUGUCCGACGGUAGCAACUUUGUCACACCUGAAAGCAGAAUUGCCUCUCCAGAUCACUUCACGCCAAUGAGCGCCAACGCCGACUUCUUGGAUGAUGCCGAAGCGUCACAAUCAUCGCAUGUGGAACGACAGACAGGAGAAGGUGCGCCGGACGUGGAAGAGAGGACAGAAGCGAUAGAUGGAACACCCACUGAGGAAUUAGACGACCGAACCGUAUCUCUCAGGCACGUCUACAGGUUCAGCGCCCCUGUCACUGCGCUUGAUGUCACCAAGGACACCAAGGCGAUCGCCAUAGGACUGAGCUCCGGUGAAUGGAUUAUAAGAAAAAAUGCCAAGGAUAUCACAGAGCCAGCUCCGGUUCGCAGGAAAAUUGUCAGGGUGGACGACGACCUCGUCGAAUUUAAAACCACCAAAUUGUCUCUGUUGGAUAGGCUGGUCAAGACAUUCCAGUACCAGGCGGCGCUAGACCUUUCGCUGUCGCUCACACCCGAUCAUGUAUACAAUCUGGUCGAGACCUUGGUACUGAGAGGAAGCCUAGCCACAGCUGUCAAGGGGAAAGACGAGCAAACGAUUCUACCCCUACUGAGAUUUAUUUCGGCGCAUCUGGGGAACGACAUGCAAAACACGAGCACAUUGCUAGAACUUGCUCACGCAGUUAUAGACAACAACCAAUGGCUGGAAUCGUGCGACAACACACAAGUUAUAGAGGAGCUCCGGAAAAUACCGAACAAGAUCAAUUUUGAACUGUAUCAGCACAAUAUUUUGCAGACGCUCAAGGGAUCACUUGACCUUAUCCUCAACCGUCCGACAGACGAGAAGAAGGACCGACAUAAUUAA